Messenger RNA from Drosophila sulfurigaster albostrigata, 5640 nucleotides. It is a transcript of the gene if, whose product is annotated as integrin alpha-PS2. Gene Ontology annotation, cellular component: integrin complex; external side of plasma membrane. Gene Ontology annotation, biological process: cell adhesion mediated by integrin; cell-matrix adhesion; integrin-mediated signaling pathway. NCBI's taxonomy places the organism in Eukaryota, Metazoa, Arthropoda, Insecta, Diptera, Drosophilidae. The record is from RefSeq and is a predicted model, not a curated record. Gene Ontology annotation, molecular function: integrin binding. The coding region runs from base 395 to 4390 and encodes 1331 amino acids. The transcript is spliced from 13 exons.
GCCCCUUAUUCGGUCGCGUCAAGCGAAACCUAACAGUUGUGUGCGCGCGCUCUGGUUUUUUUUGUUUGUGCUGCGGCGACCGUUCAGCUUCCACUUAACCACAUUGACCGUUACGAACAGUUUUUCAAGUUUGUUUUUGAAAAAUUCGAAAAGUGUUUUUUGCACAAUUGUUUCAAUUGUUAGUGUUUUAAUCAAAUUCAACGCCAACAAUCACAACACCAACGAAAAUGCAAUAAAAAAUAAAAGUGCCAAAGAAACGCAGCAAACAAAAUCAAAAGCAAACGACAACAACAACAACAACAGCAUUAACAGUUAAACGGCUGUAAAAGAAGCAGCAGCACCAACAACAACAACAUCGACGACGAGAGGAAAAGUGACAGCAACAAUAACAACAAUGAACAGCAGAUGGCGCUUUGCGCCACUGGCGCUGCUCCUGAUGCUGCUGCAGGUCACGCACGCCUACAACAUCGAUCUGCCGAGCUACGUGCGCCAUCGUCACCCGAGCAACUCGAUGUUCGGCUUCAGCAUUGCACUGCAUACGCAACGAGGCAGCUACGCCAACUUCAAUUCCUUGAUCGUGGGUGCACCAAAGUACGAUACAUCGACGUAUCAGGAGCAUGUGAAGGAGGCUGGCGCCGUCUUCAAGUGCACGAUGCAGGACGAUGAUUGCCAGCUGGUCGCAUUCGAUUCGAAAGGCAACAAUCGCAAUACCAAAGGCGAAAUCAUCGAUCGCAAGUCAUAUCAAUGGCUUGGCGCAACAGUUUCUACAGGCAGACACAGUGAUUUGGUUGUGGCUUGCGCACCGCGCUAUGUCUUCCACACGAUGACGCCAUCGAGGGCGCUGCGCUAUGAUCCGGUCGGCACCUGCUUCACCUCGCACAACUUCAAGCAGUUCCAUGAGAUAUCGCCGUGUCGCACAAACCUCUGGGGAUAUCAUCGACAGGGCUCGUGUCAAGCUGGCUUCAGUGCGGCUGUCAACAGUAAUGGUUCACGUUUGUUCAUUGGCGCACCCGGCAGUUGGUACUGGCAAGGACAAACCUACUCAAUACCGCCCGAUGCCGAGUUUCCAUUUAAGCCGCCUUUUUAUCAGCCCUUCGGCACUGGAGGUCAAGCGUAUUCACAGGAUGUGACCAAGCCGGAGAAUCAAGUAUUCUCUACCGCUGAGUCGACAUCGGCUAACGAUGAUUCGUAUUUGGGUUACUCGAUGAUCACCGGUGAUUUUGAUGCCGAUCGCAGCGAAGAUGUUGCCAUUGGCAUGCCACGUGGUGCCAAUUUGUUGGGCAAGAUCGUUGUCAAUCGCUGGAACAUGGCGAACAUCUUUAACAUCACCGGUCGCCAGAUUGGCGAGUACUUUGGUUAUGCCUUGGCCACCAGCGAUGUGGAUGGCGAUGGUCUCGACGAUCUGAUCAUUGGUGCACCGAUGUACACCGAACCGGGCAACGUUGAGGGCAAGUACGAUGUGGGACGUGUCUACAUUCUGCUGCAAGGCGGCAACACACCGGCCGAACACUGGACUAGGGAACACAUUCGCGAUGGCUUCCAUACCAAGGGUCGCUUUGGUCUGGCGCUCUCCACGUUGGGUGAUGUGAAUGGCGAUGGCUACGGUGACUUUGCUGUGGGCGCACCCUAUGACGGUCCCGAGGGUCGCGGUGUCGUGUACAUCUAUCAUGGUUCAGAGACGGGUCCGCUGGCGAAACCUUCGCAAAUCAUCCGGGCCGAACAGCUGGUGGAGUCCGCUCCCUAUCCGCAUACCUUUGGCUUUUCGCUGUCCGGCGGCGUUGACAUGGACAACAACACAUACCCCGAUCUAGCUGUUGGCGCUUAUGCCUCCGAUCAGGUUUAUAUCUUCAGGUCGCGUCCCGUGGCCGCUGUCAAUGCUGAGACGCUGUUCUCGAGCACCACGAAAUUGAUCAGUUUGGAUGAGCGCACGUGUCAAUUGCAACGCGAUCACAAGUGGGUGCCCUGCAUGCCGCUCAGCACCUGUUGGAGCUAUACCGGACGUUAUCUGCCCAUGCAAUUGGACUUUGAUGUGUCCUGGCUGCUCGAUGCGAAGAAGACACGCAAUCCCCGUAUGUUCUUCCUCCGCGACGAAGGCAAAAACAUACGUAAUCAGACCAUUCGCCUUAACUAUGGCCAGCGGUAUUGCCUCAACGAGACCGUCUAUCUCAUGGAUGGUGUGCAGGACAAACUGACGCCAUUGGAAGUCGAAGCACGCUACAAUCUGCGCAGCAAUCGUCCCGCUGAAUCGCUGGUGCGACGUCGUCGCGAUGUUCUUGAGCCGGUCAUCGAUCAGAAUCGUGAGAUUGUGCUACGCGAUGCGAUCAACAUUCAGAAGAAUUGCGGUGACGACAACAUUUGUGAGCCCGAUCUGCAUGUGGAUGUCAAAACUAUCGACAAAUACUACUUUGGCUCACCGGAGCCUUUGACCCUCGAGGUCUUGAUCAAGAACAAGUAUGAGGAUGCCUUCGAAGCGGCCUUCUACAUGAUGACGCCACGCGAUCUGCAGUUCACUAAGCUGCAACAGUUGGGCGACAAAAUCGACAUGCCCAUCACCUGUUCGGCUCCCGAUGGCAACAACAACUUUACCAUCAAAUGCGACAUCGGAAAUCCGCUGCCAGGCGACCAUGUGACACACUUUGCCAUUAGCUUUGUGCCCGCCGAGAAACACACAAAGGCCAACAGCUACAACUUCUACUGGGAGGCCAACUCCACGAAUCCCGACAGGGAAAACUCCAAGCUGGAUAACUAUGGCAGCAAGAGCAUUGUGAUCGAUGUGAGGACCGAUUUAACCAUCAAGGGUACAUCGUUGCCCGACUAUCAGGUGUACAAGGCCGCUGACUACAAGACACCGGAGAAUGCCACCACCGAGGAGGAUCUCGGACCGCAAGUUGUGCACAUCUAUGAGCUGCGCAACAAUCAGAGUUCGUUCAUCAAAGGCGCCGUUGUUGAGAUUUAUUACCCAUACAAGACGCUCGCCGGCGAUCAUCUGAUGUACGUACUCGAUCAGCCCGAAACGGGGGGCAAAAUCCAUUGCGAUCACAUCGAUGCCAACGAACUGAACCUCAAGCUCAACGAGAAACAACGCAGCAAAUCGUAUCUGCAUGCCCAAGGUGCCAUCAGUAAUUCAGUGACACAGGAGAGUGAAACAAGCGGAGGACAUCUGGAGAUCUCGCAUGGUGUGCAAACCGGCAGCAAUGUGGGCGUCGCCGUGGGCAACGAGAUACAGCGCAGUCUCACCGACAGACAGAAGGAGGUGCUGGAGCGUGAGGAUGCCCAGGAUGCGGCCGGCGAUGCUUCGUAUGUGCACUUGGAUCGCGCCAAUCAAGCGGACGUCGAACAGGACGCAAACAACAACAUUAAUCGCACAAGUGCCACUUUCACCCACACAAGCUUCGGUGGUGGUGCACCCAGCGCUGAGUUGAUGGGACACAGCACACAUGGACACAUUCAGAUGGCUUCGCCACAAGUGUACACCAGCUCUAGGUCGAGCAGUUCCAGUUCCAACUACCAGAUGCCUCCACAGCAGCAGCAGCAACAGCAGCAGCAGAAGAUCUACUUGGCUGGCGGUGGCGGAGGUUAUGGCGGUGCGUUGGACAAAUCCAUUUAUGGCGGACGCAAUGGCAACUUCCGUACAGGCGGACUCGAUAUGGGCAUCAAUAGGGGCAACGUGGACAACGAGCUGCACAACAGCCACAACGUGCAGUACGCUCAACAGCAGCAACAGCAACAGCAACAACAGCCGGUGGUGCAUCAUCGUGUCACCUACAGCUCGAGUGGCAACAGACCGUAUUUCGGACGUGAGAACGAGGGCAUUUACGAUGGCAACAAUCAGCAGCAGAAUGCUCAGGACUGGAGCACGAGCUCAAGCUCAAGUUCGAGUUCGUCGCAUCGCUUUAGACGCGAACUUCCAACGCCAGAGGAACUGCGUCUGGAUGAAUCGAACAAUACGGCACCGUGUCAGGGCAUCAAUUGUCGUGUACUGCGUUGUUAUGUGGAGAAUCUCGGCUAUGAGGAUGCGGAUGCUGCUUUUGUGGCCAUUCGCGCUCGUAUGGUGGCCAAGACCAUGGAGAAGGUGGCCUUCAAUGCGCCACUGAAUGUGUCCACACAGGCCAUUGCCAAGGUCACGCAAUUGCCGUUCAUCGGUCAGCCCAAGCUGGAGAUUAAGAAGUCCCACGAGAUCUUCUACAAGGCGCAACCGGAACCGUUGCAGGUGCCGGAUGUGGUGCCACUUUGGGCUGUCGUAUUGUCCGCCUGUGCGGGCGCACUCAUCUUCCUGCUGCUCGUGCUGCUACUCUACAAAUGCGGCUUCUUCAAGCGCAAUCGGCCCACGGAUCAUUCGCAGGAGCGUCAACCGUUGCGCAACGGUUACCAUGGCGAUGAGCAUCUGUAAAGCGCUUACGUUACGUAACGGCUGACAUGCCCGAGUUACGUAGCGGCCAACACCCGCCUAACAUGAAUACGAACAAUUCUAACAUCGCACUAAAAACAAUGUACUAAAAAACAUGAAACGGUUCUAAAACAAUUUCACCUACUAAACAAACCCAAUCAACCAACGAACGCUUAGCCAAGUUUCAAACCCAUGCGCGCGCGCCUUUUCAAAAAGCGCGCUACGACAAGCUAAACAAAGAAUUAUUUGAAUGAAUGAAAAAAAAAGAGAAAUCAAAAACAAUAGGAAUCGAUGUUGCGAUGAGUUUUUUAGUUUUUUUUUUUUUUUACAAAGAAAGAAAAACACGUAAAACUUGCCUAGUCACGAAAUUAAGAACUUUCGAAAGCGAAAAGGUUUAUUUCAUUUUUGUUUAUGUUCUUUUAUAUAAUUAUGAUUACAAUUUUUGUUCGAUGGAACUUGCAAAUUUGAUUGAGCAGUUACAAGUGCUAUAUUAAUCUGUACUAAAGAAGUUAACUAUGCUAAGUUGUUGUGAAUGCGAGUGCAAAUGAGUGUGUGUGAAUGAUUGAAUGCAUGAAUCGAAUGCCUGCUUGUGUGUUAGUUAAUAUACAUACAUAUAUAAUUGAAAACGAGAGACCACAAAACAAACAAAAUAAUUAUGAAAUGAAAUGAUGAUAAUAAUAGAAAUCAAUUAUUAUUUUUAAACACGAAUCUAUGCUGCCCGCAGAGAAGCUUUCAAUGGAGGUGUCGUCUUUACUGCCACGCCCAUGGGCGCCAGCGGCCCAAAGGUAGCAUACAAAUAUAUAGCAUAAAGCAAAUAAUAGGUGCUACUUUAGGAUGUUUUUUUUUCUAUAUCAUUAAUAACUUACCUAAUUAUUAUGAUUAUUGAGCAUGUUCGAUUUUUUUUCUUUUUAAUUUUGUUUAUUAUUUUUGAUUUCUUUGAAAUUGUUUGACAAACUCAAAGUUUGCCAAGUUGCAACGCCAAAAUGUGUUAAUGCAAAACUAUUAAUUAAUACAAUGUGUAAUUUUUUUUCGUAAUUGUAAAACUAUUUGUGUAUAUACUAAAAAAAAACAAACCAACAAAAAAACAUAUAUAAAAACAAUUAAGGCGUUUAUUACAAUUAAUAUGCAUUUAUUUCCAAACUACACCGCAAGAAGCGCAGACCGACUUCUUUUGGUGUACUCUCGAAAUAAAUUAUGGGUAGAAAAUGUAGCCAUGAACCCAUUGUCGUCUCUACCUAUUAUUUAAACACAAC